Desarmillaria tabescens is the source of this 762-nucleotide messenger RNA. RefSeq names its product histone-like type 2. Lineage: Eukaryota; Fungi; Basidiomycota; Agaricomycetes; Agaricales; Physalacriaceae. Gene Ontology annotation, molecular function: protein heterodimerization activity; structural constituent of chromatin; DNA binding. Gene Ontology annotation, cellular component: nucleosome; nucleus. The transcript has 4 exons. The record is from RefSeq and is a predicted model, not a curated record. Bases 188 to 601 code for a protein of 137 amino acids.
ACUUUGUUCAAUUUGACCUGCUGAUUUUUGUUGAAUGAAUUCAUGAAUUGUCUGAAAUGACCUUGUCGAACACGUGAUCCGACGCGUCCUUAUACUAUAAAACGCGUCGAUUAUUCUCCACCAAUUCAUCUCUUCAACGUUCAACCCCCACCCACUUUCCAUCACAUCGUCUCUACUACUGCUCGCAAUGGCUCGCACCAAGCAAACCGCUCGCAAAUCCACUGGAGGAAAGGCCCCUCGCAAACAACUCGGUGCCAAAGUCGCGGCACGAAAGACCUCUGCCCCUACUGGUGGUGUCAAGAAGCCCCAUCGUUACCGCCCUGGCACUGUGGCUCUGCGUGAAAUAAGGAAAUAUCAAAAAUCCACAGACUUGCUUAUCAGAAAACUGCCCUUUCAGCGGCUCGUUCGUGAAAUCUCCCAGGAUUACAAGACCGACCUUCGCUUCCAGUCCUCUGCUAUCCUGGCGCUUCAGGAGGCUUCCGAGGCCUACCUUGUGUCCUUGUUUGAGGACACCAAUCUCGCUGCCAUCCACGCCAAGCGGGUCACCAUUCAGCCCAAGGAUCUGGCUCUUGCCCGCAGACUGAGGGGGGAGAGGACAUAAGCUACACGCUCUGCAUCGGACCUGCACGUCUGUAAUUUUUACUAUGCGCAUUGUAUCGGAAUAUCCAGGUGUACUCUAUCUUGAAUGUAUUUGACGGCGACCCGUGAUAAAAGCAUGUUAUUCUGAGAACUUGUUGCGAUAUUACAGGAGCGCCUUAUAAA